AUGAUCGGAAAACUCACCAACAUCUACACUCUGUUCACCGUAGCCGUCUUUCUCUCUUAUUUGGAUCACAUCAACACUAACCCAGCUAUUGCAACCGGCUACGAUCCUUUCGAAAUCUGCAUCGAGAACUGCGCGCAGUGUAAGAAGAUGUUGGGCGCGUGGUUCGAAGGCUCCCUCUGCGCUGAAUCCUGUAUCAAAUUCAAAGGAAAACUGAUUCCAGAGUGUGAAGACUUUGCUUCCAUUGCGCCUUUUCUCAACAAACUUUAAAAAAAAGAUUGUCUAUGCAAUACUCGCUUCGAUUUAAAAGGACCUGUCAAAUACUUUAUUGUUUCUAUUAUUAUUUUUUGAAGUUUAGUCGCGAACUUCGUAUUUAAUGCCAAAGCAUUUAAACUUUAAUUAUGUAAGUUGUUACU
Molecule: messenger RNA, 413 nt
Organism: Nymphalis io (European peacock)
Lineage: Eukaryota; Metazoa; Arthropoda; Insecta; Lepidoptera; Nymphalidae
Gene: EH
Product: eclosion hormone
Exons: 2
Coding region: 1-267 (88 amino acids)
Biological process (GO): ecdysis, chitin-based cuticle; neuropeptide signaling pathway
Molecular function (GO): ecdysis-triggering hormone activity
Source: RefSeq, a predicted model, not a curated record